Molecule: messenger RNA, 5913 nt
Organism: Girardinichthys multiradiatus
Lineage: Eukaryota; Metazoa; Chordata; Actinopteri; Cyprinodontiformes; Goodeidae
Gene: sycp2
Product: synaptonemal complex protein 2
Exons: 46
Coding region: 216-4973 (1585 amino acids)
Source: RefSeq, a predicted model, not a curated record
AAAUAGAGUUACCACCUUCAUUUGCUUGCCACGCGCUUGCGAAAUUGACAUAGAUUUCGCGGGUCUGCUGUAAGCCGUUUGAACCACAAAUAACCGUCAAAAAUAUACCUUUAUCUUAUUUGUGUGAGGGUUUUUUACGAUACAGUAUGUAUUUACCCAGUUUAUUCUGAGCACUGCAAAGGCUAAGGGCAGGAAGCAUUCCCUUGAAAGCCAGAAUGGCUCCAAGCCCGAGCCCUCAGUUGGAGAAUAUAAUCAACGCAGUGUUAAAGAGUGGUGAUGUGCAGCUACUUGAUGCGUUCUUGGAGAUGAACACAUGUAAAGACAUCUCCAUCAAAUGUUCCCAACAGUUCCUCAAUAAAUUGGAUAAACUUGUCACCCAGAGCUUGGACCACACUGAAAUCACUACAGCCAGUUUGGGUCUUGCGAGCCUCUACAAAUGUGGGAAAAACCUGAAAUUACCUAGUGGGCAAGGACUCUCAGGUUUAAUUUCUCAAGGGCUAAUUAAGAAGAUGGUACAGUGGUUUGAGAAAUGCAGGAAACUAUGGAUCCAACACGGCCCAAAAUGGGAUGAGACUUUGUUGACGCUCUCUGAGAACUUCCUAAAUGCAUUAAUGGUAGUUCAUGAGUCGUGCAAAGAGGGAACUUCCAAAGUCACUGAGUCCUUUUUGUAUCCUGUCGGUCAACUGGCAGCAGACCCCAGAAUCAACAUCCAGAUCCAGAAAGAGGUGAUUCGUAAAUAUAAUAUAAUUCUGGAUAAAAUCCCAGUGGAGUUUAAGAAAAACAGGAAGAUCCUAACAUCACAAGCGGCUUCAGAUAUCAUGACCAAACUGGCAGGUCGGAUUCUGGAGGGUGGUGAUUAUGACUUGCAGUCAUCCUUGAUGGAAGCAUUGUGCAGAAUGGCCACUCCUGAUCAGAGGAAGAAGCUUGCAGAUCGAUGGUUCAGCAUGGGUCAUGUCGCCAGUGCUUUUGCCCAGAUCAGUGAUUCAGAGUUUGAAACGGCUUGCAGAAGGUUUCUGAACAUGGUGAAUGGAAUGCAGGGAGACAAAAGAAGAGUGUACUCCUACCCUUGUUUGAAUGUUUAUCUGGGCAAGUACGAGCUGCACAUACCAUCUGAUGAAAAGCUCGAGGAAUUCUGGAUCGACUUCAACCUUGGUAGCAGCAGCAUCUCCUUUUACUUUUCUUUGCCCGAUGAAGAGGACGGCCACUGGGAAACAAUUUGUAUCAACGAGAAUGAAGUCGAAAGCUACACGGUGACAGAGGUGGGCAAGAGGCAGGUCUUGCAGAUAAAGCUAUCAGAGGUAGUUGUUGUUGAUUCAGUGGAAGGAUCCAGUCUCACCAUCCGUUUCAGCUCCGCACUGGACAUCCUACAGGCCGCUCGCGAUGUUUUUGGAGAUGACAAAAACAAAAGCACCCGUGUGGUGAAAACUGGAGUUAAACCCACAAUAACGGGGGACAGCACCCAGGUCGUUCCAGAGAGCCAGGUGUCCCUUGGGGAAAGUGAGAAAACCACUGUCCCCUACGCUCCAACUGCAACUGCACAGAUGGUGACCCCUGCCAAACAUAGGAUGUCAGAGUCCACAAUGUUUAUCAGCAGUAGUGAGGGAGGAAGUGUAAAUGCUGGGAGUUUUUUUGCUGUUAAAUCAUCAACCAAGAAAAAAGGCAGUACCUCUAUGGCAAAGGUCUCUGUGUGUGGCACAACUAUUAUGACCUGCAGCCAUAACACAACACCAUGCAGCUCAAAUGUGGUUAACAAGAACGAGCAGAUGCCAGUGGCAGAAGCAGAUGAUGUCUUUGUAUCUGGACGGGGAGAAGAAAAGUCUCAAGAGGCCUAUUUUGUACCUGACACACAACCCAGCGCGGCAUGUAACACAAGCACUAACUGGAGCAAAUUGUCCAUCUCUGAAAUGCCGACAAUGCAGAAAAUCGGAUCCUUACGAAGACCUGACGCUAAUUCAAGUGUGGUGGGACCGCAGCAGCGCUGCCCUUCAUCCAGACAGAAAUUGUCAGUUUCAGGCUCACACCUCGUCUUCCAUGAGGAGUUCCACACUGAACUCACUGAGCGCCUGCAGAAGGUCAUCAAUGACAGGAACAAAGAUCCUCUGCCUCAGGAAUCAUCUGAUGACCAAAGAAACAUGUCCAACUCCAAAAGGGGCUCUGAAGAAACACACUCGGAAAACAUAUGUGGUUCUGUGAGUGUUCCCAAAAUGCAAAAGGCCCAGAGAAGCAAACAAUCUAAAGAAAAGAGGAAAGCUCAGAUGUCACUGGAGACAAACACUGGUCCAACAAAAGCUUCAAACAAGACCUUCACAAAUAAAACUGUCCAGGACCGAAAAGAAUCUGAGGUCAAAGAUUACACUAAGAUGGCAAUUUCAAGCAAAGAGAAAAGAAACUCAGAGGUCACAGCUAGUAUGAUGAAGCUCAUCUCCAGUCGUUACAAGAUGAAAACCCAAACCACAAGAAAAAACAAUGCAGAGAAAAUUACUCAGAACUGGAUUCCCCCUCUCAUAAACCGACCAAUCUUCAACAUGGAGGUGAUGCCAACACGUUACAAGGAAAAACGUGGACCAAUAAGUCAAAGGAAAUCCUUGAUCUCCACCACAACCUCUGUUAGACAAAUGAAGGAUAGCUUUGCAUUCAACACUGAUUCACCUCUCUGCAUUGGGGGAGAAAACCAAUGCUAUACCAAAUCACUUGUCACAAACAGUGGCAUCCACAACUCCACCACGCUUCUCAUCACGACUAAGAAAGCACAACCUGUGGCAAAAAACAAGCUACAUGUGAAAAAGCAUCUGUUCAGUGACACUGACACAGACAAUGCUCCGACGGAUGUCAGCUGGCUGAGGGAAUCAGCCAGAAAGCCCAAGCCCCAAGUCAUCCAGUACCCCAGACAGGCACAGAUCAAACCCAAAACAGUCCCUCCUCAGUCUCCAGACAGACCCCCAGAUUUGCAAUCACUCUCUUCAAAAGUUGUGAAGGGUAAUAGCAAACUUGCUCAGACUGUGAAUCACCCAACGGCAGUGAAGGUAGCAGCAGCACCCAGUAGACCAUGUGCAGUUGAAAAGAGGCCCAGGAGAGUGGCAGCCACCUCUACGAAAAGCUACAAGGAACCCGAUACAGAUGACAGCCAGUCUGAAACAGAGAAACCUCAAUCACCCAAGCGUCCACCCAAUGAUAAUAUGAAGAAUUCAGAAAAAAUGAACAAGGUUGCUCUGACAAAAAAGAAAAAGACUGCGAGCAAACAGUUAACUAAAAUGAAACUACCCACAGAGUCUGUGUUGGAUGUGCAUCCUUCCUCCAAGGUAGAGCAGUGGAACCAGGAGAACUGUGCAGAGGAUCCACCAAUAAAGAAGAGUAAAAAUAGCCUCUCUGACCACCGAGCAGAUAAAUAUAGCACGUUGUCAGAUUCCAAAACAACAGGCUUAAAGGUUAAGGCUGUGAACGUUCCUCAGGAAACUUUGAUGUUGAAUAAGAAAAAUGUCAUCCCAGGCCGAGAACAAACGAGCGCUUUGAAGGAUUCCUUGGCUGCCUGCCAUACCUCUUUCUGUCCGUCCCCUCCUUUCAUUGAACAGAUGAGAUCUGCUGAGAGGUCAGCUCCAACCUUGGGCUUGACCUGCUCUGCUGUCCUCACCCCGCGGGGAUCCCCACUCCCCACCACCCGAAAUCCUCCCUGCCAGGACACCCCCUCUCCAAUCCUGCUGCUACCCAAAGUUCGCUCGACAGUCAGCAAUAAAGGGCAAUGUAAACCGUCUUCUUUCUACGAUGCAGAGAAAAAUCAGGACUCUUCUAAUACUCUGUUCAUCCAGUCUGUCCCUUCUCCCUGUUCACUGGCAGGUCAGACCCUUGCACCCAGUCCCCCCACUGAACUCAGUGCUGCAGAGAUUUGUGCAGUCCAGCAGCGUCUGUCCUCAGCGCCUCAGUCCUAUUUGUCUUCAUCCACACAUCCACUCUUGACAUCAACUUUUCUUGAGCUAGACAAGCCACCCGUACCGUCUCCCCCUCAGUCGCCGUUCCCUGGGGACACCUUAACCAAUGGUUAUCACCUUGACCUCAGUAAAGUGUCCUCAGUUUCCCUGGGCUCACUAAGCCGGUCAUCUCCGAAGUCAUCCGUACUCAGUAGGAACAUUAACUCCACUGCUGUGCUGACCAUGUCUUUUAAAGAGAAAACACCAGUCUCUGACAAGAGCCUUGAGCUGACAGACCACCUUGUCUCAGGACCCUCUCGUAAGCGCUGCGUCUCAUCAUUCAGUAAUUCAGAGAUUUCAGAGGAAGAUGAGAAAAAAGAGGAGAAGAAGAAAAGCAAGAUUAGACGCCAGCAGUGUCCUCGAAUGAAGCCAAGAAAACUGUUCAAGUCUUUUGCUGAGGUGUCUGUUAUGGAUGAGCUGAGCCACAUAAGUUCCAGUCACUGGGAGGCUGAAGACGUGGAUGGGGACCUGGACCUGGAUGAGGACUCAGAGUUGCCAGAAAGGACUCUGAACCCAAACAACCUUUGUCAGCAGUUGAGCUCUGAGCUGAAAAACAAGCUCCAGAACCAUUUCAAGAUGAUGGAGAUCUACAAUAAACAGUCUUCCAAGGCUGUGCAGCAACAUAUUUCCUCCAUUGGUGUCCAGCUUGACAAAAACAGAGUUCAAUGGCUUGGCCAAGUUCAAAAUGUCCUUUUAGAGGAAAUCCAGAAGAUGGAGCUGGAUGACAACAGGCUGAAAAACAUGGAGAAAGACCUGACUAUAUACUGGAAAAAGCAGAUGAUGACUUUCCAUUCCUACCAGAAGCAGGAAACCAAGAGAAAUGAUACACUGAAGAGAACCUUCCAAAGCAUAUCUGGUCACAGCUGGGAAUACGAAGAGGGAAUGUUCAAAUCAGAGAUGUGCCUGAUAAAAAAAGACAUGAAGUCGAUUCAGGACAGACUCCUCAAUGAAAUGCAUGAAGAAGAGAUCCAGAGUGUGAAGAGAGGACUACAUGCUUUGUUUUUCCCCUGAUGGAGCCAGGUUUGGAGGUGGUCAAAGGUGACUCUACACCAUGAACCAAGGUGGAUGUCAACAUGUGAUGCACUCUUCUGAGUAGCUUUUUUGUGCUUAUUUCUACUCAAAUGCUCGCAUAGUGUUUUUACUCCAGUUUCCUUUGUUUUAUGUAGAUUGAUCCAGUUGUUUAGAGCUGGAUUUGUUCCUCAUAGGCACUGUGGUUUGUUAGAUGCGUUUCAAAAUCUUUUAAGAGUGUUCUUUACUAUCUGGUUAAAUCUAAAUGAUUCAAACUGGACAUUCGCUUCUGUAUGGCUUCGAUAUUUUUAAAACACUGCAUUAACGUUUUAGUAUUAUAAGCAGUUGGAAUGCUGAAAAUGUAUCUAGUUGUUUUUAAGCCACUUAUUAACUUCAUUGUUAACUGGAAAUGAAAUAGUUAAAAUAAAUAAAUACACUGGCCGUUCUUACAAAACAUGUUGUAUUUUGGAGACAGUUUUAAAGUAGUGCUUACAAAGGUUUUUCUCUUUUCAGUGAAGACACAGUCAGUCCCAUUCUGAUUGACAUACUGUAUGUACAGUUAAUAUCAAAUUCCUCCCCAACACAUUCUCACCCGACUUCACAGUCUGUACACGGUCCAAGUGACACAUUAUUCAAUAGUUAAGAAAAGGUGGUCACAUGCACUACUUCCUCCCACUACACAGAUUCACACCGAUUUGUCAAAGUAGUCCUUGAAUUAGUAUUAAAUUAAUGACAGGAUUGUUUUUUUUCACCCUCUGCUCUUGUUCUGAGAGUCAGAGGGUUUCCACCAAAGUCUCUUCCACCUGCCUGCUUCCAUGUUGCAUCCAGCAGUCUCCAGGACGCACUGCUGCAAACAUCCCUCUGUCGUUUCUCCUACACCCAUUUCUUCAUACUGAUAAUAUGAGGGUGUAGGAAGAAAGUUAAAGACACGCCGAAGACAAAA